AUGGAGAGAGCCGAUCGCAGGAAGCUGCAGGACAACCGGAAUCACCGCCCCGCCCCCCCGCCCCCUAACUGCCCAACUCCAAACACGCUGCGAGUGAGGUGGGCCCUGCUCUCUGCUUCCGAGGAGGCGCUGAGCCCAUCGAGGCUGCCCGCUGCCCCCGGCAGUCACCAGCUUCCAGUUGCAGCCCCAGGCAGCCUCCGCGAGACAAGCAGGGUCCCAGUCCCACGGCCCGCGCUGGGCCGGCCAGUCCCGGGCACUCCGUUAGCUCAUGUACUGCGGUGCCAGCCCACGGAGAGGCUGGAGUCCCCACUUUACAGAAGACACCCGGUCUGA
Molecule: messenger RNA, 333 nt
Organism: Rangifer tarandus platyrhynchus (Svalbard reindeer)
Lineage: Eukaryota; Metazoa; Chordata; Mammalia; Artiodactyla; Cervidae
Source: the annotation of a GenBank genome assembly